CCAAUCGGCACCCUCCUGUCAGUUAAGCUUUGACCGCGUCGGAGUAAGGAUGUGUCGCUCCGUAUAAAAAUAUUAUAUACGCGUGCUUGCUAAACUUAUUUACAGAAAACAAAUACAUUUGGGAGUUGAAUUGUAAUAGAAUAAAAUCGUGUUAUUCGUUUUCGAUGUGAAUUAUAGCUGUGAUAUUAGUGUAAAAACGCUAACUAGUGACAUAUUUAAGUGUAAAAAUAAAAGUAAUUAUCAACUGGUGAUGACUAUGAGAUGCAUGAUGUUAAGUGACUCUGGAUUGGUUUGAAAAGUGUUGACUGUGUAUUCGGUAUAGUGGAGUUAGUUGUAAUUGACAGAAAUGGCGGGGGUUAAUUUUAGCGUGUGUUUGGUGCUUGUUUUGUACCAGCUCUCAGCUGCUUUUAGCGAUGACUCGUCUUCAGAAACAUCAGAUCUUGGAUUGACUGAUCCCAACCCCGAGGGUGAUGCAGAAGGAGUGAGAUGCUACUGCAACACAGCGCAGUGCGUCAGUACAGGGUAUAUGUGCCGGUCGAAGAAAGGAGGCGGUUGUUACAGUGAAGUUCCUCCCAGAAGACACCACGCGAGGCACGGCUGCUUGCAUCAUUUAGCUGAAAAGCAAGAAGAAGCUCUGUCUCACUGCCAGAACACGCCCUCGCCUGGCGGUCCUCCUCCCCGACACUACUCUCUACUGCUGUGUUGCUUCAAGGACCUCUGCAACCACGAAGACAGCCCGCUGGCUAGGACGAGGAAUCUCACUGCCAAUGACUUAGAAAACAGCGUCGCAAGUGAACGCGGGGCGUCAUACAACGGGGAGGUGUGGUUCAAGGCGGCCACGAUAGCGGUGCCCGUCUGCGGCGCGCUCAUACUGUUCCUGUUGGUUGCUGUUGCGGUCAGGCUGCUGCGCGCCGACGCGCUGCUGCAAGCCGACAGGAAACUGAGGGGCGGUUACAUGAUGCCGCCACAGCACAGCACAGACGACGUCAAGAAAGUAUGGGUGGGCAACUCUUCAGCCCCUCUCCUGAUGACGUCAGGCGGCUGCCUCGUCGCCGUCGAGCGGGCACAGCUAGUCGACGUACCCCCCUGCCAACAGCUCUGUGAUAUCCAGCGAUAGGCUGCCGAGCAACGAGCGAGCAAUCUCUGUCGCCCGCUGUACCGUGCCAUGACGGCGUGUAGUGUAGGAGAUAGUGGUAGUAAUGUGACGCACGCUUUGAACAUGACAUUACUUGCGUCAUUUUGAAACAUAUCAAUGCUCUGGCGACUUCUACCUAACACAAAUCUUUGAUAGCCUGAAUUGCAAUUCGCGGGCUCGUUCUUUAAGGUUUUGACAUUUAGCAACUCUAAGGGGUGCCGAAGUUUGACAGCUUGGCAUGUGAUGAUCGCAGUCACUUGCAAAUGGCUAACAGUUUUUUCAUUAUUCUAGCUGUUAAAUUGCUAUUACCUAUAGCAAUGUGAUGCUCAUAGUUUCCAGAUUAGUCCCCUAAGAUACUUGGUCGCCAUUUUUCAUAGCAUAUAAAACUGUCAUGUUAACAACGGCGAUCGCAAGUCAACAUGUCAGUUCUGUUAAGAGAUGACCGGUCGUUGGCGUGAGAAUCGCUAAAUGACAAAAAAAACCGGCCAAGUGCGAGUCAGACUCGCGCACAGAGGGUUCCAUACUCGGAUAUUUUUUCCGACAUUUUGUACGAUAAAUCAAAAACUAAAAAAAAAACUGUGUUAGAAUGUAUGGUAGAGCCCUUUGCUAUGAUACCCCACUUGGUAUAGUUAUCUUACUUUGAAAAUUGAAACAGGUUUUUUUUUCUGUGAUGUAACCUCAAAUUCACGGUUUUCAGAUUCCUCCCCUUACUUGUGCUAUAAGACCUUAAACCCACCUGCCAAAUUUCAUGGUUCUAGGUCAACGGGAAGUACCCUAUAGGUUUUCUUGAAAGACACGACGGACAGACAUUUUUUCAUUGCGAUUAUCACAAACUGCACUAAUUAAUGUCAUAUUUUUGACAAUUGGGCGCUAGAGAGCAUGUCAUAUAAUAUAGGAUAAAUAAGUCAUUAUUUCGAAUUACUUUUGGUACCUAGAUCUUAAUUUGUUAAAAAUGUGCUUGUAUUUUUUGAACGAUGUUGAUAAAAUUAAUCAAUUCUUUUAUCAGUUUGGUCACGGUUGACCUACGGAUUAUGUCAAUUUUAUCGGUUAAUUAUUAUUCGAGGGCGAUAUCAA
Maniola jurtina (meadow brown) is the source of this 2209-nucleotide messenger RNA. Its product is annotated as BMP and activin membrane-bound inhibitor homolog. Lineage: Eukaryota; Metazoa; Arthropoda; Insecta; Lepidoptera; Nymphalidae. The transcript is spliced from 5 exons. Bases 347 to 1117 code for a protein of 256 amino acids. The record is from RefSeq and is a predicted model, not a curated record.